AUGGACACCAGUCUUUACAUAGCAAAGAAAACACACUACAAUAUUUUCCCUAACCAGCAAUACAUUGAUCAUGAGGCAGCCACCAUAGACAUGCACCACAUCAAUCAUCCCCAAAAUAGUAGUCACACAUCCACAAGCCAUUCUUCUGAUUCGGGAGGAACUUGUACUAGUGAUGAAGGUAAAUUGGCUUCCAAGCUUCUUAAAGAGUGUGCUAAAGCAAUCUCUGAUAAAGACUCUGGCAAAAUCCACCAUCUUCUAUGGAUGUUAAACGAGCUUGCAUCCCCUUAUGGAAACUGUGAGCAAAAAUUAGCCUCCUACUUCUUGCAAGCUCUAUUUUGUAAGGCCACAGAGUGUGGUCAAAGGUGCUACAAGACCCUUUCCUCUGUAGCUGAGAAAAACCACUCCUUCAAUUCAGCUAGAAAGUUAAUACUCAAGUUUCAAGAGGUAAGCCCUUGGACAACUUUUGGACACGUGGCAUCAAAUGGUGCCAUUUUAGAAGCCUUCGAAGGCGAGACAACACUACAUAUUAUUGAUAUAAGCAACACCCUUUGCACUCAAUGGCCUACUUUGUUGGAAGCCUUGGCUACAAGAAAUGAUGAAACCCCUAACUUGAAGCUCACAGUUGUAGCUAUAACGGGUAGCAUAGUAGGGUCUGUGAUGAACGAAGUUGGAAGAAGAAUGGAGAAGUUUGCUAGGUUAAUGGGAGUGCCCUUUGCGUUUAACAUGAUUAAUGGGCUAGAACAUAUUGGAAUGCUCACAAAAGAAGGGUUAGGAGUUAAAGAGGGUGAGGCUAUUGCCGUGAAUUGUAUUGGGGCAUUGAGAAGUGUUGAAGAAGAUGAUAGGGGAGCCUUUAUUCGCAUGUUGAAAUCGCUUGAUCCUCGAGUUGUGACGGUCGUUGAAGAGGAAGGUGAUUUUUGCAGCUCAAGAAAUGACUUCUUCAAGAGCUUUGAAGAGUGUCUUAGGUUUUACACCCUUUACUUUGAGAUGCAAGAGGAAAGCUUUCCCUCAAUCAGUAAUGAAAGAUUGAUGCUAGAGAGGGAGUGCUCGAGAAACAUAAUUAGGGUUUUGGCUUGCAAUGAUGAUGAUGAAUUUGGGUAUGAUAUUUGUGAGAGAAGGGAGAGAGGAACACAAUGGUCUUGGAGGCUUAAGGAGGAAUUUUUCCCAAUUGGGUUCAGUGAUGAUGUUGUGGAUGAUGUCAAGGCAUUACUCAAAAGGUACCGUCCUGGGUGGUCCCUUGUGGUGCCACAAGGAAAUGAUCAUCUUUCAGGAAUUUACUUGACAUGGAAGGAGGAACCGGUUGUUUGGGCUUCAGUAUGGAAACCCUAA
Molecule: messenger RNA, 1326 nt
Organism: Gastrolobium bilobum
Lineage: Eukaryota; Viridiplantae; Streptophyta; Magnoliopsida; Fabales; Fabaceae
Product: protein SHORT-ROOT-like
Exons: 1
Coding region: 1-1326 (441 amino acids)
Biological process (GO): regulation of DNA-templated transcription
Cellular component (GO): nucleus
Molecular function (GO): DNA-binding transcription factor activity; sequence-specific DNA binding
Source: RefSeq, a predicted model, not a curated record